Messenger RNA from Hyaloperonospora brassicae, 1038 nucleotides. The record is from the annotation of a GenBank genome assembly. NCBI's taxonomy places the organism in Eukaryota, Oomycota, Peronosporomycetes, Peronosporales, Peronosporaceae.
AUGGGUGACCGGUGCGGGCACAAGAACGCCAUUCUCGUUGGCGCUGUGCAGCGUGGCCGUGAUGGUUUCGACUCGGCAGCUUUUGCCGGCUCGAAUGCUGUGUUCUGUCGCCAAGCCUUCGACUCGAUUGGUGGUAUUCAGUACGGUACUCAAGCUGCAGAUGCGUUUACGGGCAACGUGCUCUACACUUCUGGUUGGGACUCGGUGUACUUCCGCAAGGAUUUCGAGGGCGAUGCCAAGGGCCGUAUUCGAUUUUGCGGAGGUGCUGUUCCUGAAACAGUGGCUGCUGCUAUGGGCCAAAAGAAGCGUUGGGCGAAGGGUGCUGUGCAGAUUCUGCUGAUGCAAAAUGAGCGCGAAGUCGACCCGGACUGGCGUCCGCCGCGCGUGCCUGCCCCGGACCCGAAGCCGUCCCUUGUGCUCCCGCGCAAGAUGUUUUCUACGACUCGUCGUCAACAACAACGUGUGGCGUAUGCAGCAGGCAUGGCUUUCGUUGUCGUUCAUUACGAUGAUGACAAUUUUGAGGCCCUCCAGGCGCGCGUGGCGGGGAAGGACAAGUCAAGGGCAAACACGGGUGCUGGUCAGAAGACGUCGUGGAUAGAUAUCACGGACGUGCUUUUCUCCUUCACGCUGCUGUUCAGUCAGCUCGUUGCACUCAUUCGUUUCGUUGAGUACGUGAUCGCGGCGAAUCCGUGGAACUACGUGUCUGCCAUGUUCUGUGGCAUUUUCGUCAUGAGCCAGUUGUACCCCAUGGUCAAGAAGCGUGUUCCCGAGUCCAGCGGCUGGGACCAUACUGCUGCCACCUUUACGGCGAAUGUGUUUGGCUCGUUGCCCGUGGUCUGCAGUUUAGCCUUCGUGCAGCUAUGGCAAGUCUACUACGCGGGCAAUCUCCAAGUGACCCAAGGCAUUGUCGCAGGCACGAAUGGCCCGGCGGCGGCGACGAACCGGACGCACCGGAUUGUGUUGCGAAGACGCGGAUGGUGUUUGGCCGACGAGGAGCAGAAGGAGACACAGGAUGCGAUGCAUGCCGAGCGCAGGUGA